This is a messenger RNA of Dendronephthya gigantea, 1235 nucleotides long. Its product is annotated as alpha-protein kinase 2-like. Gene Ontology annotation, biological process: protein phosphorylation. Gene Ontology annotation, molecular function: ATP binding; protein serine/threonine kinase activity. NCBI's taxonomy places the organism in Eukaryota, Metazoa, Cnidaria, Anthozoa, Malacalcyonacea, Nephtheidae. The record is from RefSeq and is a predicted model, not a curated record. Bases 27 to 1235 code for a protein of 402 amino acids. The transcript has 2 exons.
UCGCGGACGAAAUUGUAGUUCAGAGAAUGAGCUCGGAAGUGUCUGGUAAACAGCAGAAAUAUUCCCGAAUCGGCCCCCAAGAAUUUGUGCCGUUUGAUUAUGAGGAAUUAACGUUCGAAAACAUUGUUCAAUCUUGCCAAAAGCAUUUUGCGGGACAAAUUGAGAAAGGCACAGUCUGUGACAUCCUGGCAGGCGAACGUGGCCCAUCGUGUAAAACUAUGAGCCAAAUACCGAACAAAAAGGUAUUUUACGUGCGAUUCAUUAAACCCGAAACGCCAAGCGAAGUCAGCGCAAUUUUCGAUGAUGAAGUCGAAGAUCUAGCUCUCGAAGAUCAGGUUUGUUCGUUAAUAAUGCCACAGAAAAAAAUCAGGCGAACAGGCAGAACGGCUAUGUCUCAUCCUAGCCCUCAGAAGAAUACAAAUACAUCAAAACAAAGCAACAAAAGCAAAUUCUACCCCAAAAGUUUAUCGCUAAAAGACAUGCUGCAUCUAGGAAAAGCCUUUCCAAAGAAAGAAUCCACUAUUAUUUCUAUAUUUCAAUUUAAUUUUAAACACAUGCUUUGGUCAACAGUGCCUAUAAAAGCAGAAUUCAUGAUUGAAGAGUCACCGUUUGCUGCUGGUGGUUUCCGAAAAGCAUUUAAAGCCACCAGUAUAACACCAGGCUUUGAAGAAACUACAUGGGUAGUGAAGAAGUAUUUGCCAAGUGCUGUUGACACAAUUACACAAACAAAAGAGACCGAACAAACACACACACAGAAGUCAGUGCAAAUGCACUAUUUGGCAAAAAAUUUUGCUUCACAAUUACAGCAAAAAGUUGCCAAGGAUGGAAUUAAAGAUUUUGGGCAAAUCUUUGAAUACAAAAAAGUCUUUAUGGGCAAAACGGAUGAAGGGAAAUAUGUUACAAUUGAAGAGUACAUAGACGGGGAAUUUGUAAAAUACAUUAAUAACGACGGAUAUAUUUGUGAGGAUGGAGAUAUUUGCAACAAGGCACAAGCAUUUGCUCACUUCACAUAUGAAAAAUCCGAGGGCAAAUUGAUUGUUUUAGAUGUCCAGGGUGCUGGGCAUACCCUCUACGACCCCGAAAUUGCCACCCUAGAGCUGGUGGGUGAUGAUGGUAACUAUAUGUUUUGUACUGGUAAUUUGGCUGAAGGAGCAAUUAUUGGCUUUUUUAACAAUCAUUAUUGCAAUAAAUAUUGUGAACUCUUAGGUCUUAAAUUAAGGCCAAAGGCUAAAUGA